GGUGGAGGAGGCAGUGGAGGAAGUGGUGGGUUUGGUAGUGGCGGAAGUGGAGGAGGUAGUGGGGGUUUUGGUGGAGGAGGCAGUGGUGGGAGUGGAGGAGGUAGUGGGGGUUUUGGUGGAGGAGGCAGUGGUGGAAGUGGAGGAGGUAGUGGGGGUUUUGGUGGAGGAGGCAGUGGUGGAAGUGGAGGAGGUAGUGGGGGUUUUGGUGGAGGAGGCAGUGGUGGAAGUGGAGGAGGUAGUGGGGGUUUUGGUGGAGGAGGCAGUGGCGGAAGCGGAGGGGGUAGUGGGGGUUUUGGUGGAGGAGGCAGUGGCGGAAGUGGAGGAGGGGGUGCUAUGAUGGGAUUUGCAGCAGCUAUUCCAGGUGGAGGAGUGCCAGGAAAUGAUUACCCUUUACUCGCCUUCAUCCCAAAUACUGGCUUCUCUUGCCAGGGCUCUCAACCCGGUUACUAUGCAGAUACGUCUCCAGCAGCCAGAUGCCAAGUGUACCACAUUUGUGAGAGGCCGAGCAGAAUGCAUUCCUUCCUGUGCCCCAACGGAACCAUCUUCAACCAGCAGUAUUUUGUGUGCGACUGGUGGUUCAACUUCGACUGCUCCACUGCUUCCAACUUCUAUCAUCUUAAUUCGAAGAUCGGAGUCGUUGUAGGGGGAGGAACAGGGGGUGGUGGGGGUGGGGGUGGGGCGGCGGCGGAGGUGGAGGUGGCGGCGGUGGUGUUGGAGGUGGCGGCGGGGUGUUGGAGUGGAGGCGGGGGUGUUGGAGGUGGAGGCGGGGGUGUUGGAGGUGGCGGGGGUGUUGGAGGUGGAGGCGGGGGUGUUGGAGGUGGCGGCGGUGCUGUUGGGCGGUGGAAGUGUUGGUGGUGGCGGAGGAUUUGGGGGUGGUGGGGGUGUUGGAGGUGGCGGGGGGGAGGAGUCGGUGGUGGGUCUUUUGGUGGCAUUGGAGGAGGGACAGGAGGGGGAGGAGGAGGUGGGGUUGGGGGGGGUGGCGGAUUCCGGCCAACCCCGUUGCCAGGAGGGGGUGGAACUGGUGGCGGAAGGCCGACUCCAGGACCAGGAUCAGGAACCAACUCAGGAGGAACCGUGACUCCUCCCAGCACUUUGUAUCAGUGGCCAACAUGA
Macrobrachium nipponense is the source of this 1113-nucleotide messenger RNA. RefSeq lists its product as uncharacterized. Gene Ontology annotation, cellular component: extracellular region. Gene Ontology annotation, molecular function: chitin binding. The annotation marks the transcript as partial. NCBI's taxonomy places the organism in Eukaryota, Metazoa, Arthropoda, Malacostraca, Decapoda, Palaemonidae. The transcript has 2 exons. The record is from RefSeq and is a predicted model, not a curated record.